GAGUUCCACAACCCGAACUCGAAGAAGACCUAAAUUCGAAGCUCCAGUGCCCUUCGAAUCUCUGAUUUCCGAGCUCAGAAUCAAGAAUUCAAGAUGGAUGAAGAAUCAACGCACCCAAUCAGGUUGAUGAAUUUCGUCUCUGAGCAACAGUUGGAUGAAGCAAAGAGAACGAGAGGCGAAAGAGUGGAGGAUGGCACUGCCCAGAGAGAUAGGCCCCUCUACGAGAUUCUGAAGGAGAAUAAAGACAAGCGAGAUGCAGAAUUUAAUGAGCGUUUCAAACACAGGCCUCCCAAAGCUUUGGAUGAAGAUGAGACUGAGUUUCUUGAUAAAUUGGAAAUGUCAAGACAAGAAUAUGAGAAACAAAUGGCAGAUGAAGAAGCUGAACAGCUCCGAAGUUUCCAAGCAGCAGUGGCAGCAAAGUCAAAUACUGUGCAUGACCUAAAAGAACCACCACCUGUUCCUGUUGUACAGGAACAGAAACCAGUUGCAAAGAAGAAGCCAGCAGCUCACCCAUUGAGCAUGAUGAUCAAAGUGAAGCCACAAGCAAAGAAAGCAAAAACUAGCCAUGGGAGUGCUGAAGAACCUUCAGACACAGCAAGAUUGCCCGAAGUUGACGCUACAAAAAUUCUAGAUCCAGCAGAAGCACCUAAUGGUGAUACUGAACCAGAUUCUACGAAAACAACCGAAGAUGAUGCCAGUAAGUGCCCUGAUGGUGUUGCUAAGACAUGUUUAGUUUCUUACAGUGACGAAAGUGAAGAGGAUGAUUGACAGUUUUAUUCAUAAUAUAUUGUGUUUACAAUUGUUUUGAUCUAGUCAUGCGGCCCAUGCACUAACAUGUUUAGUUGAGGAAGCUGAGUAAACCUGGAAAUCUAACUUUACUUUCCAAAUCAAUUUGUUAUUCUACUAACAAUCCAAGCUCAAGGUUUUUCAUAAGAUAUCGCAAGGACAAAUGUAAGAUUGCUCAGACAGGAGUCAGCCAUGCACAAGAAACUAGUUUGCUUGUU
Messenger RNA from Rubroshorea leprosula, 1004 nucleotides. The record is from the annotation of a GenBank genome assembly. NCBI's taxonomy places the organism in Eukaryota, Viridiplantae, Streptophyta, Magnoliopsida, Malvales, Dipterocarpaceae.